Messenger RNA from Sycon ciliatum, 924 nucleotides. RefSeq lists its product as uncharacterized. The annotation marks the transcript as partial. The transcript has a single exon. The record is from RefSeq and is a predicted model, not a curated record. Lineage: Eukaryota; Metazoa; Porifera; Calcarea; Leucosolenida; Sycettidae.
AGCAGCAGCAGCAGCAGCAGCAGCAGCAGCAGCAGCAGCAGCAGCAGCAGCAGCAGCAGCAGCAGCAGCAGCAGCAGCAGCAGCAGCAGCAGCAGCAGCAGCAGCAGCAGCAGCAGCAGCAGCAGCAGCAGCAGCAGCAGCAGCAGCAGCAGCAGCAGCAGCAGCAGCAGCAGCAGCAGCAGCAGCAGCAGCAGCAGCAGCAGCAGCAGCAGCAGCAGCAGCAGCAGCAGCAGCAGCAGCAGCAGCAGCAGCAGCAGCAGCAGCAGCAGCAGCAGCAGCAGCAGCAGCAGCAGCAGCAGCAGCAGCAGCAGCAGCAGCAGCAGCAGCAGCAGCAGCAGCAGCAGCAGCAGCAGCAGCAGCAGCAGCAGCAGCAGCAGCAGCAGCAGCAGCAGCAGCAGCAGCAGCAGCAGCAGCAGCAGCAGCAGCAGCAGCAGCAGCAGCAGCAGCAGCAGCAGCAGCAGCAGCAGCAGCAGCAGCAGCAGCAGCAGCAGCAGCAGCAGCAGCAGCAGCAGCAGCAGCAGCAGCAGCAGCAGCAGCAGCAGCAGCAGCAGCAGCAGCAGCAGCAGCAGCAGCAGCAGCAGCAGCAGCAGCAGCAGCAGCAGCAGCAGCAGCAGCAGCAGCAGCAGCAGCAGCAGCAGCAGCAGCAGCAGCAGCAGCAGCAGCAGCAGUAGCAGUAGCAGUAGUAGCAGUAGCAGUAGCAGUAGCAGUAGCAGUAGCAGUAGCAGUAGCAGUAGCAGUAGCAGUAGCAGUAGUAGUAGCAGUAGUAGUAGUAGUAGUAGUAGUAGUAGUAGUAGUAGUAGUAGUAGUAGUAGUAGUAGUAGUAGUAGUAGUAGUAGUAGUAGUAGUAGUAGUAGUAGUAGUAGUAGUAGUAGUAGUAGUAGUAGUAGUAGUAGUAGUAGUAGUAGUAGUAGUAGUAGUAGUAGU